This is a messenger RNA of Corylus avellana, 1517 nucleotides long. The record is from RefSeq and is a predicted model, not a curated record. Lineage: Eukaryota; Viridiplantae; Streptophyta; Magnoliopsida; Fagales; Betulaceae.
AUGAGUUUCAACCCACCAGAUCUGUUUGGACCCUAUUAUCUUAUUGCUUAUGCAUAUUAUACAGAAUCAAAUAAAGGGGGAAGCAGUCGCAUUAUAAUUGGAGCAGCAGUUGGUUGUUCUCUCCUUUUGUUAUUACUAGUAGUUGCAGGAGUAUAUGCUUUCCGCCAAAAGAAAAGAGCAGAAAGAGCUAUUGAACAGAAUAAUCCCUUUGCAAAUUGGGAUCAGAAUAUGGGAAGUGGUGGCGUUCCCCAAUUAAAAGGAGCCAGGCGGUUCUCGUUUGAAGAGCUUAAGAAAUACACCAACAAUUUUUCAGAAGCGAAUAGUAUUGGAUCUGGGGGUUAUGGGAAGGUCUAUCGGGGGACUCUUUCCACUGGGAAACUGAUUGCCAUCAAGCGAGCUCAAAGAGAUUCUAUGCAGGGUGGCCAUGAAUUCAAAACUGAGAUUGAACUUCUAUCAAGGGUCCAUCACAAGAAUCUUGUCACCCUUGAGGGUUUCUGUUUUGAGCAAGCUGAACAAAUGCUGGUAUAUGAGUAUAUUCCAAAUGGUACUGUGAUGGAUAGUCUUUCAGGGAAGUCAGGAAUCAGGUUAAAUUGGAUGAGGAGACUUAGAGUGGCCCUUGGUGCAGCCAGGGGUCUGGUCUAUCUUCACGAACAUGCGAAUCCUCCCAUCAUACAUAGGGACAUCAAAUCAAAUAACAUCCUUUUAGAUGAAAGUUUAAAUGCAAAAGUUGUCGAUUUUGGAAUCUCCAAGCCUAUGUUGGACAGCCAAAGGACUCAUGUCUCCACUCAAGUCAAAGGAACAUUGGGAUACAUGGAUCCUGAAUAUUACAUGACCCAACAACUAAAUGAGAAGAGUGAUGUCUAUAGCUUUGGAGUGUUACUGUUGGAGCUAAUAACUGCAAAAAGGCCAAUAGAGCGAGGGAAGUAUAUCGUAACAGUGGUAAGGAAUGCAAUGGAUAAGACAAAAGAAUUAUACAAUAUUCAUGAAAUUCUUGACCCAGCCAUUGGUUUGGGAACAAUGCCGAAAGGUUUAGAAAAGUUUGUGGACCUGGCAAUGAGGUGUGUUGAAGAAUCAGGAGCCAAACGUCCUACAAUGGGUGAGGUGGUAAAAGAAAUUGAGAUCAUUAUUCAGCUUUCUGGGUUGAACCCCAAUGUUGAAUCUGCAUCCACUUCGGCAACUUAUGAGGAAGCCGGUAACAGUCGUUCCCUCCACCCUUACAGCGAUGAUAACUUUUAUUAUAGUGGGCCCUUCCCUUCUUCAAUAAUGCAUCCUAAGUGAAUAUCAUUUCACAAUUUGGAAUGCUCAACUUGGCAGCAAAAAGUAGUUCUCUGUAUACACUGAUUUAGGGUAUAGCAUGCAAUUUGAUGAAUGUGUUUUAUAGUAUCUUACAUGUCCUUGUCAUUUUGGUUUUAAUCUUUUUAAAAACUACACUUACCCCCUUGAACUACUACUCUAUUUGUAAUUUCUCUCAAACUUCAGAAAGUUGCAUUAUAAGAAUCCAUUUUACUAGGCUACCA